Psammomys obesus (fat sand rat) is the source of this 1227-nucleotide messenger RNA. Its product is annotated as histone H2AX. The record is from RefSeq and is a predicted model, not a curated record. The transcript has 2 exons. Gene Ontology annotation, biological process: DNA damage response. NCBI's taxonomy places the organism in Eukaryota, Metazoa, Chordata, Mammalia, Rodentia, Muridae. Gene Ontology annotation, cellular component: nucleosome. Bases 56 to 487 code for a protein of 143 amino acids. Gene Ontology annotation, molecular function: protein heterodimerization activity; structural constituent of chromatin; DNA binding.
GCUCGGCGGUUACCCCUCUCCUCACGUCGCUCUCUUCCAUUCUACCUCGCACACCAUGUCGGGUCGCGGCAAGACCGGAGGCAAGGCCCGCGCCAAGGCCAAGUCGCGCUCCUCGCGCGCCGGCCUCCAGUUCCCAGUAGGCCGCGUGCACCGGCUGCUCCGGAAGGGCCACUACGCCGAGCGCGUGGGCGCAGGCGCGCCCGUGUACCUGGCGGCCGUGCUCGAGUACCUCACCGCCGAGAUCCUGGAGCUGGCGGGCAACGCGGCCCGGGACAACAAGAAGACGCGCAUCAUCCCGCGCCACCUGCAGCUGGCCAUCCGCAACGACGAGGAGCUCAACAAGCUGCUGGGCGGCGUGACGAUCGCGCAGGGCGGCGUCCUGCCCAACAUCCAGGCCGUGCUGCUGCCCAAGAAGACCAGCGCCACCGUGGGGCCCAAGACGCCGGCGGGCGGCAAGAAGGCCACCCAGGCCUCCCAGGAGUACUGAGGGGGCUCGCGCCGCGGCCGCCCAGCCCUCCCCACUCCUCCACAAAGGCCCUUUUAAGGGCCACCACAUCCCUCACAGAAAGAGCUGAGCCACUUCGGGCUGCGGCCCGGGCCGCCGCCUCCCCCCUUCGCUCCCUCGCGCGCCUCCGCCUCCCCUUCCCCGCGUCUCCGGGUCAGCCGCGGAGGUCGCCGCUGCCCGGGCCCAUCCCGCAGCUGGGAGACGGCCUCGCCGACCUCGGUCGGGCCGCGCGGAGAGGCUGCGGCGGGAGGAGGCCCGGCCUCUCGCCGGGACGGGCGGCCGAGGUGGGCUGGAAGGUGAGUCCCUCCGCGGCUGCAGCCAGGACGUCGUUUCUCCAGCUCGGUGCUUAGCUCUCGCCUGGACGCUCCAGAGCUGACCUGCUUCCCAGGCUUCGGCCGCUGUGGUGGGGCCGGGACAAUCCUAUGAGCCGGUUUUCUCCAGGGUGCGUCCUGGCAAGGGUCUGGGAGACGCUCGCAGGCCUGUGGACAGAAGUUGUGUUCCUGCCGCAGGAGACUGGCAGCCGGGCCUAGGCAUCUCCUUUCCUCCCCAGCGACUCGACCACCCAAACACCUAGAUACCAGCACAAGUCGGUGAAUCCCUGUCUGGACUGAGCCUCUGUUGGCUUCUGAACUGGAAUUUUGCAGCCUAUGCCAAGACUAGAACCUUAGGUAGUGGGGAGUUUCAAUGGGCUAAUUUUAUUAAAGGAUUGUUUGGUUUUUUAA